Molecule: messenger RNA, 1486 nt
Organism: Hyla sarda
Lineage: Eukaryota; Metazoa; Chordata; Amphibia; Anura; Hylidae
Product: zona pellucida-like domain-containing protein 1
Exons: 10
Coding region: 1-1287 (428 amino acids)
Cellular component (GO): cell surface
Source: RefSeq, a predicted model, not a curated record
AUGGGUGCACUUGUUCUUCUUCUGCUUGGUUUAGCCAGUCAGCAAUGUCUUGGAAUAACCUUAAACUGCUCAACCCUUUAUAACCGAUAUCCAGUGGACAGUGAUAUUAUGGUAAAUUGUGGUCCAUCAACAAUUGUCUUGACCAUCAAUGCAUGUCCAGUUCAAUUUGCUGAGUUUGACCCUACUACCUUGGCUCUCAAUGGAAAGCAAGGCACAAAUGAUUGCAUUGGAGCCCUGGAUACUACAGUUGAUCCCCCAGUCGUAACAUUUGUCUUCCCAAUAAAUGACACAACAGGAAAUCCAUGUGGGAACAGCAUUAUGAUUGAGGAUAGUGCAGGAUCUGGAAUAUUCCAAUCCUUCUCGCAAGUCCAAACAGUAGUCAUCUCGGGUUAUGUGAACUCCCCGAAUAUAACCGAAUCUUCAUUAAUUUCCUAUACUACAAACUUAAAUUACAAUUUCUCCUGCCAUUACCCACUACAGUACAUGCUCAACAACACUCAAAUUUUGACGUCAUCAGCAACUGUUGCUAUCAACACAAAUAAUGGAAGCUUCAUCAGCACCUUGAGUAUGCAGUUAUUCACUGAUGCCAAUUUGUCCAUUCCCCUGCAAUCGAAUGGUACCGCUCUUCCACUGAAAAAGAAUGUUUAUGUUCAAGUGACAGCUACUAACCUCACUGCCAACUUUAAUGUUCAUCUGGAUGAAUGCUUUGCUACCCCAUCACCCCUGGUGACAACUGAAUCUGGAAGCAAGUUCUCUCUGUUAUCAGGGUGUGAUGUUACGAAUAAGACUACACUACUGUCCAAUGGUCUUGGAAAAUCAGCUCAGUUUGCAUUUGAGACCUUCCGUUUCUUGCAACACAGUAGUCAAACAACUUCUACCAUCUUCCUCCACUGUGCCGUAAGACUUUGUCAGCCCCAAACUUGUAUACUGCUGCAACAGGCAUGUAACAGUGGGCUUACUACACCCGCAAUAGCAAGGAGGAGGAGAGCAGUGGAUGCAGGAGCUACUGAAGGAACUACAGAAAGUGUUACAGUGUCUUCUGGACCUAUAUAUACCAGAGAAGGAGGUAGGAUAUGUGUAGAUGCAUCUCCCGCACACAGCGUUCGGAGUGUAUCUGAAGUAAAUCAGCUUCAAGGGACAUUAAUAGGACUCAUUGUUGGAAUCAUCAUUGCCGCUCUGUUGGGGGUUGCCCUUGCUAUUAUCAGUGUGAUUGUCUAUAAAAUGUACCGAUUCCGGAACCAUAAUGAAAAGAAUGGUGUGGACAACUUCACCUUCACUGGGAAAUAAGCACUUUUUGUACUGACAUGCUGCAGAGCUCUUUAUUCACUUUAAUUGAUACAAUGAAUUUCUAUAAUAUAUAAAUUUAGAUGCACUACAUCCACACUUUUCAUCUGGUGUGGAACUUGUAGUCUUCUGCAGGCAUCCCCCAUUGUAUGCAUUUUAUGCUGGGGAUUGCCCUUAGCAACAGACCACAAGUGCAGGAUCU